Bradysia coprophila is the source of this 1254-nucleotide messenger RNA. Its product is annotated as tetraspanin-6-like. The record is from RefSeq and is a predicted model, not a curated record. NCBI's taxonomy places the organism in Eukaryota, Metazoa, Arthropoda, Insecta, Diptera, Sciaridae. Gene Ontology annotation, cellular component: plasma membrane.
ACAUUGUUAUGAAUCAGAAUGUUUUUAAAUCAAAAAAGAAAGUUUGUGUCUAGUUAAAUACACCUGAAGAUAAGAUUUCAGAGAUAAGAUAAAAAGGAACAUUUUUGUGCAUGGAAAAUCGGUUAUAGACAAAACAAAGUUAUUUGCGACUAAUUUUACACGAAAGUUGUCUAAACUAAAGUUUUCUACGACCUUUUCAACGAAUUUACUUAUUCAUCUGCUGAAUUUCCAAAAAUGGAUACUGGAACGAAACCCCCUACUAGAUUUGUUAGUGUGAAGUGUUUCAGAUAUUCGCUCGAUGCUAUUAAUGUACUUCAGGUGGUCAUUGCGUGCCUAACAAUAAUUGGUGCAAUUUCCAUAAAAGCCCUGUUCCGCGAAUAUCACUUUACGUCAUGGUACUCGGCACUGCAUAGCUUACCAAACUUAUGGAUUGCGAUAGGUUCUUUUCUAAUAAUCUUCUCCGUUUUCGGUGUAUUUGCAACGAUUAAGAACAGCUGCAAGCUGAUUAAUUUGUACGCAGUGUCUAUCAUAAUUGUUUUCAUCUUGCAAAUGGCAGCAGCGAUAACAGGAUUCACAUUGCUUCCGCAAGCCGGAAGAAUAGUACGAGGCUCACUUAACUCGAUGAUGGAAGGAUAUGAGUACAGUUUUAGGUACAGAACCACUAUGGAUUGGAUUCAAGAGAGCUUUGAAUGUUGUGGAAACAGCAGCCCAUCUGACUGGGAUACGAUAUUAACCAGUCCACCGCAUUCGUGCUGUCCAUUUAACAGCGACUUUGAUCAUUGUGACCGUUAUCGUUCCCAUGAUCGAGGUUGUCAUUCAUUUUUAUACGACAUGGUAUUCCGGUGCAUACUGAUCAUUGCAUCAUCGGCAUUAGUUGUUGGACUUUUGCAGAUUUGGGGCAUCAUGUGCGCAUUUAUGUUGGCUUCGAGAGUGCGACAAGAGAAAACUGAACGUGAUGUUCAGAAAUGGACUGCUGGCUUAGUGGUGAAUAAACAAGGAGGAUUGGAGACGAAAAUAUUGGAGGAAAAACAUGGAGACAUUAACUAUAUCUAAUUAGCGUACUAAAGGUUCACCAAUUCAACAAUUUAGCAUAGCUCUACCUAAACCUAACAAACUAGAGCCGAGUAGAGAUUGUAUUUGUAGUGUAUGAAGACUGUUUAAGCAGAAGUAGCUGCCUGCGAACUGCGAACGACUCUAGAAACGUACUAUGUUCAAAAUGAACAACAUUAAACUCAACGUUGUUAUGAAUCAGAA